AUGGCUUCACAAGUCGAAGAACUCAAAAGCAAAGCAAACGCUGCAUUCUCUGCUGGAAAAAAUGAUGAGGCAAUUAGUUUAUACAGUCAAGCGAUAGGAAUUGAUGAAAACAACCACGUUCUCUACAGUAAUCGAUCAGCUGCAUAUGCGAAAGGAUCAAAAUACGACGAAGCAUUAAAAGACGCUGAAAAAUGCAUUGCACUUAAACCGGAUUUUGCCAAGGGCUACUCUCGGAAAGGAGCGGCAUUAUCGUUUUUGAAGCGUUAUGAUGAUGCCAUCAAAACGUAUGAAGAAGGUUUGAAAAUAGAUCCAAGUAAUCAACAAAUGUUAACUGACCUUGAAAAUGCACGAAGAGAUGCGGCCGGACCAGCAGCUGGUGGAAUGAAUUUCUUCUCUGAUCCACAAUUUUUAGCUCAAUUAAUGACCAAUCCAAAAGCACGAGAACUGAUGAACGAUCCCGAAACAGCCAUGUUGAUGAGGAUGAUGCAACAACAGCCGAAUAACACUGCACUUUUGAGCAAUCCGAAACUUAUGAAAUUACUCGGUUGUGUCCUUGGUUUCGAAUUGGGCAAUGAAAGCGACCUUAGUUCACAAAUGGAAACAGAUAGUAAAGCAAGUUCAGCGAAAAAAGAACCGAGCACAACCACAUCAAAACCAACAACAAAUCCAACCACUUCCACUGCCAAACCAACUGAACAAAGCAAAAAUAUGACAUCAGAACAAAGUUCAGCUGAAGCAGAAAAAGAAAAGGGAAACGAAGCCUACAAGAAGAAAGAUUUCGAAACAGCUCUCGCUCAUUACAAUAAAGCAAUUGAAUUGGAUCCAAUAAAUAUGACUUAUUAUACGAAUCGAGCCGCUGUGUAUUUCGAACAAAAACAAUGGGAUAACUGUAUGAAAGAAUGUGAAAAAGCUAUCGAAGUUGGUCGUGAAAAUAAAGCCGAUUACAAACUAAUUGCUAAAGCUUAUGCUCGUAUGGCGAAUGUUCGAACACAAGAACAAGAUUAUACAGGCGCUUUGAAGUAUUACAAUCAUUCACUAUCCGAGCACCGAAAUCCUGAUGUAUUGAAGAAGAAACAGGAGAUUGAGAAACUACUCAAAGAACAAGAACAACUUGCGUACAUUAAUCCCGCAUUAGCUGAAGAAGAGAAAGCCAAAGGUAAUGAAUAUUUCCAAAAAGCUGAUUAUCCAACAGCACUCAAACAUUACAGCGAAGCUAUUAAACGAAAUCCAUCCGAUGCGAAGCUGUACUCUAAUCGAGCAGCUUGUUAUACCAAAUUAAUGGAAUUCCGAUUGGCAUUGAAAGAUAGUGAGGAAGGUAUCAGACUUGAUCCUAAUUUUCUCAAGUGUUACCUUCGUAAGGGUCAUGCAUUAGCGGCAAUGAAAGAUCUAGGUCAAGCUAUGGCCGCUUUCGGUAAAGCUCUUGAAAUCGAUCCAAAUUGUCAAGAAGCAAUUGAGGGUUAUCGACAAUGUUCAGUCAAGUCCAGUGAUGACCCUGAAGAAGUUCGCAAACGUGCUGCAAACGAUCCUGAAAUUCAACAGAUUCUCAGUGAUCCUGGUAUGCGAUUAAUACUCGAACAAAUGCAAAAUGAACCACAAGCAUUACGCGAUCAUUUACGAAAUCCUGCAAUUGCACAAAAAAUUCAAAAAUUAAUCGAUGCUGGUAUUAUUGGUAUUCGACAUGGGUAA
Messenger RNA from Adineta ricciae, 1686 nucleotides. The record is from the annotation of a GenBank genome assembly. NCBI's taxonomy places the organism in Eukaryota, Metazoa, Rotifera, Eurotatoria, Adinetida, Adinetidae.